Molecule: messenger RNA, 1428 nt
Organism: Botrytis deweyae
Lineage: Eukaryota; Fungi; Ascomycota; Leotiomycetes; Helotiales; Sclerotiniaceae
Exons: 4
Coding region: 1-1428 (475 amino acids)
Source: RefSeq, a predicted model, not a curated record
AUGUCCGCUCAUACUUUGUCACAAGGUCUGGCGGUCUUUGAACAUGCAUCAAUUUCAAUGCAAGAAUUGCUUCAACCUGUUCCGUUGAACAAAUGUGAAAGUGCGAAGAAGAGAGUACAAUUCUUGGCACAUAUCAUGGAUGAGUUUGCACUCUCAAAUCUCGAAGAUUCUCCCGUCAUUAGAACUCUGCAUGCUUCGGUCGAUGCCGCUUUUCAUAAAGCUGAAGAAGAUUACCGUACUGCAACACUCCAGUGUGACGAAGUGCUUCGAAGCAACGACAUCUUAAACAAGACCAUCACUUUCCUUGAGAAUCAGAAGUCUUUGUUUAGAAAAGCCUUUGAAGAUGUGCCCGUUUCACAGUAUGCCGUUGGUCAAUCUGCAGACCCUUCCGUUGUUGAUGUUCAAGAGUCUUCCAACGUUGAAAUCGAGGCUGUUGCUGAUUUGGCUGCUACCCAUCUGCCUGCUGCCGAUCUACCUCAUACCAACAUGACUACCACUCAUCUGCUUGCUAUCAAUCUAUCUUCUAUUGAUAUAGCUACUACUCAUCUGCCUAUUGCCAAUCUAUCCAUUAGUGAUAUGACUACUAUCGAUCUGCCUGCUGCUGAUCUAUUUAUUACCGAUAUAACUACUACAGAUCUACUUGCUGCCGAUCUACCCAUUACCAACAUGGCUGUUACCGAUUCACCUGCUGCUGAUAAACCAAACGCUUUUCUAUUAAAGAUGUUUGGUGAGCGCCGUCAUUCUAAUAAUCCUACCAUUGACCGUCUUGUCCCCACUCUUAUCAGAGCUAGCAAAUCAGGUGGCGCAAUUACCCACGGCGAUCCGCACAAACCAGUCGCUGCUGGCGAAGUCGAUCCAUCCACAUGGCUCGUCCCAGAGUCUACUGGCCCAUCCCCCUGGCCUGAUGUUUCAAUGCAAGUAAACCAAACCUUGACUUAUUCGCCACACAUAUUCUCUCCCAUUACCGUUAUGCGUCCAUUUGCUCCGCGACCAACAAUUCCUCCAAAGAUCCUCAAGAGCAAGGCUUACCACAAGGUGCUCAAGUUGCUCGAAAAUAUUGGUAUGGAGUUCCCCACUGAGUUUGACCAAAUGACCAGUGAACAAUUCACCAUGAUCAAGGACACUCUCAAUGCAGCAUACAAGGCAACAGCAACCGAUUGCAGUGAGGUAUGCCCUUCGGUCUUGUCGGGUGCGAUCUGUUACCACCAAAACUGUGAGUACAAAUACACCGAGGCCUGUCCCUUGGCACCAAAUUGCUCGAAUUUGGACUGUCCUCGUACACACUUACCUGCCCCUUGCCCAUGCGAUUGGAAUAAGGCUUCUCCUGAACAUCUAGCCACAGUCCCCCACGUGACAGUUCGUGAGUCACUCAAUGAAGCUCGUGUCAUUGCCUGGAAACUUCACUUAUUAGACCUUUGUGGUGUCUGA